This is a messenger RNA of Dioszegia hungarica, 777 nucleotides long. RefSeq lists its product as uncharacterized. The record is from RefSeq and is a predicted model, not a curated record. The transcript has 3 exons. Bases 1 to 777 code for a protein of 258 amino acids. Lineage: Eukaryota; Fungi; Basidiomycota; Tremellomycetes; Tremellales; Bulleribasidiaceae.
AUGCUAUUUCACUACUCUGUCCUGGCCUCCCUGGCGCUGGUAAAUCUCGCCUCUGCUGCCAAUGCUUUUGUCGGCUGUCGCACCGCUCUCAUCAGCCCCAUCGCGGGCUCUGGGCGAAUGGCUGCGAAUCCGACUUUGUGCUCAACCCAAUGUCUUAAUACCUAUGGCCCGAGCUUUCAGCCCCCAACUUUCCUAUACAGUGUCUUUGGAACUGCCUCGGACGGCUGGAACUGCCACUGCUCCGCGGACGUCCAAGAUUACAUGUCGAUUCAAUCCUCGCAAUCGGUGGCCAGUCCGGCGACAUACCAGAACGGCAACUUUGCCGUGACACGUCUCGGCACGUCCUUCACUCUGAGUGGAUGUUACGCCACCGCAUCGGUCGGCUCCAUAGGUCAGGCGUCCGACUGCUUUGCCUUUUGCAGCACGAGCAGAUCCACCAUGAUCGGCAUCAUUCCAAGCGAUGGGCCCAUGUGUUAUUGCGAGUUGACAGCGACCCUAGGGCCCGCCGAGGUGUGCGGCAGAAGCACGGUCUUUGUCUACAGUCGAAGUGUGGCGGCGGCGGCGUCGGGAGUGAUGAGGCGGAGGGAGAAGGUGGCAAAGCGGGCAGCUCAGGAGGAGAUGGCCAAGAGGCUCUGUCCCUUCAAGCGUCUCGCCUGUAUCAUCCCAGGGACUGACUCGUACGAGUGUAUCGACCUAUCCAUAGAGCUAGAGUCAUGCGGUGGCUGUAUCAACGGGACCUUUGGGACUGGCAACACCACAUCGACCGGUACCGAGUGA